CUUAACUGACAAAAGCUGUCCAGCUCUGGCUUCAGUUCUUGGAUCAGAUACCAAUCUGAAAGAGCUGAACAUGAACUAUAAUAAUCUGCAGGAUUCAGGAGUGAAGCUGCUCUGCACUGGAUUUAAGGAUAUAAAUUGCAAACUAGAGAUACUGAGUCUGAAGAACAACUGUAUCACAGAAGGAGGUUGUCAUGUUCUGGCUGCAGCUCUAAAUUCAAACCCUUCAAAUCUGACAGAGCUGGAUCUGAGUGAGAAUAAACUAGGAAACCCAGGAAUGAAGAUCAUCUUGACUCUGUUUGAAAAUGUACAGUGUAGACUGGAAAAGCUGAAUCUGAAGAACAACUGUAUCACAGAAGGAGGUUGUCAUGUUCUGGCUGCAGCUCUAAAAUCAAAUACUUCAAAUCUGACAGAGCUGGAUUUGAGUGAAAAUAAACAAGGAGACUCUGGAGUGACAGAAAUCUCCAGUCUGCUGAGAAAUUCACAGAUACUACAGAUACUCAGACUUUCAGACUGCAGUAUCAGUGAAGAAGGUUAUAAAGCUCUGUCUUCAGCUCUGAGAUCAAACCCUUCACACCUGAUAGAGCUGGAUCUCACAGGAAAUGAUCCUGGAGAAUCAGGAGUGAAGCAGCUCAGUGAUUUACUACAGGAUCCAAACUAUCAACUCAAGACUCUGAGGUUUUUGGGUCCUGCUGCAGAUGAAGGCUGUCAGUAUGUGACUGGAAUUGUGGGUAAAAACCCGUUACUCCUGAGAGAGCUGAAUCUGAGGGGACAUAAACUAGGAGACACAGGAGUGUGGUUGCUGAUUCAGAUGCAGUGA
Carassius auratus (goldfish) is the source of this 817-nucleotide messenger RNA. RefSeq names its product ribonuclease inhibitor-like. Bases 71 to 817 code for a protein of 248 amino acids. The record is from RefSeq and is a predicted model, not a curated record. The transcript has 6 exons. Gene Ontology annotation, molecular function: protein binding. NCBI's taxonomy places the organism in Eukaryota, Metazoa, Chordata, Actinopteri, Cypriniformes, Cyprinidae.